AUGGGAAGUAACAAUAACAGCGGCAAUACUAAUAUCGUUAAGAGAACUGGUGGAGAAAAUAUGGAAAAUACUGUAACCGCUGCAAACACCAGUACAAAUACGAGUACAAGUGAUCUAAAGGAAAAAAGUAGGAUUUCAAUGUUGAAAAGGUCUAACACCUUUAACCCUGAUAAUUUCGUUACUCCUCAAAGCCAACAAAAUGUUAGUUCUAAUGUCAAUACAAAUGCUAAUAGUAAUACUAAUUUGUCAACACCAAUGGUAAGAAGUAGAAGAGCAUUAACAGAAGUACCUGUAAAUCAACAAAAACAACCACUAGAAAAACAGCAUCAUCAAUUAGUACAUCAACAGACCGGAAUUAAUACGAAGAUACGAAGAGAACCUAGCGAAGUAGCAUCAUUAACAUCAACAAAGAAAAGAUCUAUUUACAAGGAUGAAGAAGAACAAGAAGCAGCAGAGGAGUCGAAAAGUGUUAAAAAGGUUAAAUCUUCUUCACCACGUAAAUGGAGAGAUUUAGAUUCUGAUGAAAAGACAGAUAUUUGCAUGGUAACAGAAUAUACUGAUGAAAUCUUCGAUCACCUCUAUAAGAGGGAACUCGAAACACUACCUACUCAUAAUUAUUUGGAGGAUUUAGACUCACCAUAUCAUUUAAGACCAUCAAUGAGAGCAAUUUUAGUGGAUUGGUUAGUUGAAGUCCAUGAAAAAUUUCAAUGCUAUCCCGAAACCCUUUUCUUAACGAUCAACAUUAUGGAUAGAUUUCUAGCAAAGAACAAAGUUACUUUGAGUAAAUUACAACUGCUGGCAGUAACUUCUUUAUUCAUAGCGGCAAAAUUUGAAGAAGUAACCUUACCGAAAUUAUCCGAUUAUGCCUACAUUACAGAUGGUGCUGCGUCAAAGCAUGAUAUUAAGAGUGCAGAAAUGUUUAUGCUAACCUCAUUAUCAUUUGAUAUUGCUUGGCCAAAUCCAAUGAAUUUUUUAAGAAGAAUUUCUAAAGCAGAUUCCUAUGAUUUUCAAACUAGAAGCAUUGGUAAAUUCUUAUUAGAAUAUACCAUGUGUUGUCAUAAAUUUAUCAACAUUAAACCUUCUGUGAUGAGUGCAAUGUCCAUGUUCGUAGCUAGGAAAAUCUCACAAAGAAACAAUCCGAUUUGGGAUGAAACCUUUAAACACUAUAGUGGUGAUAUUGAUGUCCUAAAUGAUCAAAGUUUUCAAAUUCUUUGCAAAGAAUUAAUUAAUGAAAUUGCAUCCCCACAAACAAGAUUAGAUUCACUGAUCUUAAAAUUUAAAAAACCAAAAUAUGGUGCUAUUUAUUAUAAAGUUUAUGAUUGGUGUAAAAAUCAGACAGAAAACGAUAGCUUAGAUUCGUUGUUUUCAGUGUAA
Molecule: messenger RNA, 1374 nt
Organism: Zygosaccharomyces rouxii
Lineage: Eukaryota; Fungi; Ascomycota; Saccharomycetes; Saccharomycetales; Saccharomycetaceae
Product: cyclin family protein
Exons: 1
Coding region: 1-1374 (457 amino acids)
Biological process (GO): regulation of cyclin-dependent protein serine/threonine kinase activity; G2/M transition of mitotic cell cycle
Cellular component (GO): nucleus; cytoplasm; centrosome
Molecular function (GO): cyclin-dependent protein serine/threonine kinase regulator activity
Source: RefSeq, a predicted model, not a curated record